Messenger RNA from Scatophagus argus, 3053 nucleotides. Its product is annotated as hatching enzyme 1.2-like. Bases 1869 to 2684 code for a protein of 271 amino acids. The transcript is spliced from 8 exons. Gene Ontology annotation, molecular function: zinc ion binding; metalloendopeptidase activity. The record is from RefSeq and is a predicted model, not a curated record. Gene Ontology annotation, biological process: proteolysis. Lineage: Eukaryota; Metazoa; Chordata; Actinopteri; Scatophagidae.
GUCAAUGACUGACUGUCGACUGACUAACAACACAGGUUCUGUCCAGCACAAGAACUGAAAAACAGGCCUAUAUAAAACGACAAUUACAGAAAGAAUUGAAAUUGAAUAGAAAGUCAUACUGUUGCCUUUGAUUUUAAAAUAAUUUUGUAUUGAUUUACUGCAUAGUUGAUUUGGAGUGAUUUUACUGAUGAUGACUUUGAUAUUGAUUUUUUAGGCUUGUAGUAUGAUUUUACAGAGUCACCUGGACUCACAUACCUUCACUCUGUUCACUUCAUGGACCACAGUGGAAAUAAGUCGUAACCUUUCCAGUGUCAUCUUUGACAUUUGGAGGAGCAUGUGGUUUUGUCAAGAGAGCAAAACAUCAUCAUGUAGCCUUUGUAUGUGCUUAUCUGUCUGCCUGUUUGCAUUCCCUCCCUGUCUCUGGGUUUUGCCUGUUCCCUUGUGGCCUUGUUCAUCUCUUACUGCCUGACUACUUAUUUUCCCUUAUCCCCUCUGUUCCUGAUCCAACUUUUCAAUUACCACAGCAUCCUCACUGAGAAGCUGGUGCUCCGUUUAUCACUAACUCACACUGUGUAACCAGACUUUGUUCUAAAUACAACAAAUACAUAAGGCUGAGUGUUUGGUGCAGAAUGUCUAAAUUUCAUCUCAAAACAUUUCCAUUUGUUUAGAUGAGCAGCCAUAAAAAAAAAGAAAAGAAAGAAAAAAGGCGUUAAAACAGGAGACUGAUUACAAGUGGAAAACCUUGUCAUCCUAAUAGUUAAAUGAUGGUGUAGUGUAGAGUGAGCGGUGAGGCCGGGGCUGUUUUAGUGGCAAAGUACUUGUAAACGUUUGCCAGCCCACCAGACAGCCUCAUAUUACUCAGCACUGAGUGUAAUUUUCCUCUGACAUGAUGAACGAUCAAAUGAGAAUAAAUGGUAGCUGGUUGUUUUGUUGAAGGACAAGUUUAACUGAAGUUUCCAUGUGACGUCCGCCGAGGAGCCCAAACCAGUAUGCCUUUUAUAAAAUGGAAAGUGUGGCAUGGCAGGGCUUUACUGUUGUAGCAACUGAGGAGAACCACUGAUCCACUCAGCAACUGAAAAGAAAGUUUAGUUUCUGUGCAAGUGCAUUAAUUCUUACUUUAUGUAAAAUACUAACUAACGACUUCAACUUGGCUUUAAAACUGAGGAGGGAGAUUUGUUUCUUUUCUGUUAUGAAAUUGUCUUGAAAUGAUUAAAUGAUCUUCUGUGCCUCAUGAGACUAAUUAACUUUAAACAAUUAUUCUCAGUUCCUUUGUAAAUCUAUUUGAAGGGGAGGUUUAUAACAUCCAGCUUUUGCUGAGAUCCCAUCAGACGCUGUGAAAAGCCAUAUUUUCAGUUAAAAGAAAUUUGAAACCUUUGGGCGUAGGCCAGUGGGCGCAGUCGAGUGCAUUAUGUCCUGUUUAUAUUUUGCUUUGGUGGUCCACAUUGGAUUAAGUCCUUUGUGAGUGUGUCAGCAAAAGAUUUUAGUGAAGAAGAACCACUUGUCCAUUUAGAUCUAAUGCAUUAUCAGCGUUUUAUGAUGAACAGGUCCUUCAUAUGUGUAUAUACAACAUAUUAUAUUUAUAGCCUAACCUUUUCACACAUGGAGCUUCUUUAUGUAAUUUUGCAAAACCUCAUCUGACUGACCUCCUGAAGGGAUCAGGAAGUGUCCUGCUGGAGAUUAUCCUUUCGUUAAAACAUUUGCACAGGGAUCAGUGUAUUGCCUUUACAAUAAGUUCAUUUACAGUUCCGCCCUUUUCAGGCUGUAUAAAAGCACGACUGCAACCUUUGUACUCACUGCUGCCCAGCAAAAAAAAAAAAAAAAAAAUCUUCUCAAGCUUCUUCAUCCAAACAAUUUUCAGCACUGGGAAGAUGAGCCUGAGUCUUUUCGCUGCUCUCCUGGCCUUUCUGCUGGGCCUUUCAACUCAAGACAUGGUGCGACCACAUGAGAAAGAUGUGAAGACCACGAAGCCUCACCGUUUAGACAUAACAUCAAAAAUUCUGGAGGCAAAUAAAGGCAUCAACCAUAAUCUGGUGGAAGGUGACGUUGCUCUUUCAAAGAAAAGGAAUGCCAUGAAAUGUUGGAACGACUACUGCAAAUGGAGUAAAUCUUACAAUGGACUCGUUGAAGUACCCUACAGCCUCAGUGAUUACUUCUAUGACGGUGAAAAAGUCUUAAUUGAGAAAGCAAUGGAAACUUUCCACAAGAAAACCUGCAUUCGCUUUGUUCCUCAUCAAGGCCAGUCUGACUUUCUCAAAAUUGAGAGUGAAAUUGGGUGCUGGUCCAAUAUGGGCAAAGAUGGAGGGGAGCAAGUGGUUUCUCUGUCUGUGCAUGGCUGUCUUGAUCAUGGGAUAAUUCAGCAUGAGCUCCUCCAUGCGCUUGGCUUCCACCACGAGCACACUCGGAGUGACAGGGACCAGUAUGUCAGGAUCAACUGGGAAAACAUCCCAUCAAUAUAUGCCUUCAAUUUCCACAAGAAGGACACCAACAACUUGAACACACCAUAUGACUAUUCCUCUGUAAUGCAUUAUGGAAGGACUGCCUUUGCAUCGGUGUAUGGAGAAGACACCAUCACUCCCAUUCCGGAUUCCUCCGUGCCAAUUGGACAGAGGGAUGAGAUGUCUGACAUUGAUAUCCUCAGGAUUAAUAGGUUAUACGAAUGCAGUGAGUAUAGAAGGACUUAUUGAUACAACUCAACCCACUGUAUGUCGUGAGAUAUAUUAAUAUUAAAUUUGAAGUCUUUCCUGUUUUUGUCUUUCCUGAUUGAAAAUCUUAGAAUUGAAAUUGAGAAUAGAUUUAUGCUUUGAAGCCACAGCACAGGAUAUGUUGUGGUGAAUGAUCUCUUUCUUUUCUUUUCAGACAUUUAAGAAAUGAUGACAACUCCUCUCUGUAAUGUGUGCUAUCAUAUAAUUGUUUCAUUUAUGUAUUAGUCCAACCAGUUCAAUAAAUAUUGAUAUAAAAAUCCAUGUCUUCUUUACCUGUUGCAUACCACAAUUUUAAUCAUGAGGACUGGUGAUUUGCUGUAAAUUUUAAGAUAUGAUAUCAAGUGCUCUCCU